Messenger RNA from Labrus mixtus (cuckoo wrasse), 2175 nucleotides. RefSeq names its product serpin peptidase inhibitor, clade E (nexin, plasminogen activator inhibitor type 1), member 3 (gene serpine3). Gene Ontology annotation, molecular function: serine-type endopeptidase inhibitor activity. Lineage: Eukaryota; Metazoa; Chordata; Actinopteri; Labriformes; Labridae. Bases 638 to 2023 code for a protein of 461 amino acids. The record is from RefSeq and is a predicted model, not a curated record. The transcript is spliced from 9 exons. Gene Ontology annotation, biological process: negative regulation of endopeptidase activity.
UUCCGACUGAUCGAGAAAUAAUUCCCAUUCUGCCUUUGAUUUUUAAAUGUUUCAAAAUGCAGAACAUGGCAUCAUUCUUCCCUUUUCUUUCUGCACGAAGAACCCCUACAGACCCCACUCUAACUUGGCCCCUUGGUAUGUGUGAGCAUACUUGGCCAGUAAAGCUCUUUCUGAUUUAUGAGACACUCAUUAUUAUUUUAAAGGAAAACAUUCAAAAGAAACCCUAAUAACUUUUUUUUCUUUUUUUUUACUAGUAGUGUUUAUUAUUAGUUCCCAUCUCUAAUAUUUUCAGACAACGUGCAUCGGCUCCAUGAGUGACGUGUUGUUGUUUUUUCCCUCCCUCUGCCCGGUUUGGGAUUUGCUGGUCAGAGACAUGCCUCCCUCUGCCUGGCUCCUUAUAGCCCCGGAGAGGCAGGAAUCCCGGACGAGUGGUACGGACAUCGCCGACGGAGACCACAAACACGGCGCGGAGCGUUCCCCUUUAAACACGGUCUUAUGACUACAGACUGCUUCAGGUCAGACGACCGGAGAACCGGAGCACAGAGCAGAGACUGCCCGGGACAGCAGAGGACUCCUUCAGUGUCAGUGACUGUGAGAGCCGGGGACACACAGGACACAGCUCCCCUGCAGAGGCUGAAUGUUUGGAGCCAGACUGAGAAAACAGCUGGAGUUACACGGAUACUAUCUCACCUGUCUGCAGGAUUUAGUUUUUUGGGCAACCUGUUGCACCCUGAGGACACAUUUCCCCUCCUGCAGCUCAGAGGUCAUGUGUCGCCUGCCGGUGGCUUCACUCUUCAUUUGCUUCUGGUUGGUGGAGAGGAGCCAGUGUGACGGCAGCCUGCAGGACAGCAUGGGAGAGCUGCACACCAGGUUUGCCGUCAGUCUCUACCACACGCUCACAGAGACCGAGAACAGCUCCAACCUCAUCGUGUCGCCAGUGAGCGUCUCUUUGUCCCUGGGGCUGCUGCAGUUCGGUGCCAGGGGCAACACACUGGCUCAGCUUGAGGGAACGCUGGGAUACAAUGUGAACGACGCCCAGGUACAAGACUUCCUGAUGCACUCACAGAUUGAUGAGAGUAACACCAGCCACGGGAUGUGGCUGCAGCAGACCUGCACACUAUUAAUACAGAGCGGCAUCCAGCUCCUCACAGAGUUUACACAACACGCAGCAGCAUGGGCCAACACCAGCGUGGUCCGAGCCAACUUCAGCCAGCCACACAGCACCCCAAGCCAGCCGGAGCGAGUGAGACCCAACCACGAUGAGAUGCUUCUCCAGUCAGGAAGCAGCAGCGGGGAGCUGUCAGGGUCCGGUGAGCCCCAGGUGGAGACUCUGUGGUGGGGCCACAGGCUGCAGAUGGCGCUGGUCAACAAAGUGACGUUCAGGGGCGUCUGGCAGAAACAGUUCUUGUUCACCAACACACAGAACCUGCCCUUUAUCCUGUCUGACGGGACCGCCAUCAAGGUGCCCAUGAUGUAUCAGGCGACAGAGGUCAGCUUUGGUCAGUUUAGGACAGCGUUGGACCAGCGUUACACCGUGUUGGAGCUGCCGUACCUGGACCGUUCCCUCAGCCUACAGGUGAUCCUGCCCAGCGAGAGGAAGACGCCGCUGUCCUCCAUCGAGUCCCAGCUCACCGCUCGCCACCUGGCCUCCUGGUACACCGGCCUGCGUAGAACCAAGAUGGACAUUUUCUUACCCAGGUUCAAAAUGCAGAACAAGUUCAACCUGAGGUCCGUGCUUCCCGCCAUGGGCAUCAGAGACGCCUUCAAUCCAUCAGCAGCUGAUUUCACUGGAAUAUCAGUGGAGGAGAGUCUUUAUGUGUCCGAUGCUUUUCAUGAAGUGAGGAUAGAAGUCACAGAAGACGGGACAAAGGCAGCUGCUGCUACAGCUAUGGUGCUACUCAAACGAUCCCGUGCUCCAGUUUUCAAGGCAGACCGGCCAUUUUUAUUUCUACUACGACAGAUUAACACAGGAUCCAUCUUGUUUAUGGGCCGUGUGAUGAACCCGAUGGACCAAGCAUCCUAAGACUAAAAAACACACCCACUCCUACCCCAACCUUUGACUUCACUACUGGUAUUUAUUGUGGACCAACAGGAGGGUCCGCGGACACUUCAGGAAGAGGGACAUUAUUUUUGUACAUGUCUGUAAAUAAAAUUUUAUUACAUGUUUUUACACUG